GGAGGAAGACCGGGAGGAGGAGCCGUGCGCCGCGGCGGCUGCUGCGGCCGCCGAGGGAGCCGAGCGCCGGGGCGCGGGGAGUGCGGGAGCCGAGCGGUCGCCGAGCCGGGGCCGCGGGCCGAGCUGCCGAUUGGCCAACGGCUCGUUUCAACCCUGCCUCGUUGGUGGCCACUGGAGAAGCGCGGGGGGCUCCCCAGACAGCCGUGGGGACAAGUUAGAGCCAGCACUUUACCCCGGGCCUCGCGUGUAGCUUCCCCUCCCCUGCUCUAGGUGCCCGGUGUCUGGAGGGGGGUGCGGGUGCGGGGGUGUGCCCUCCGUACAUGUCCCACCACCCGGCCAACCCUCUGGGUUUGUGUGCCAUCUCGCUCUUGCUUCCUGCACGGUGGUCGAGGGGAACCACUUUGCAUCAUGUCCCGGUAUAGCUACCAAAGUCUCCUGGACUGGCUCUAUGGGGGCGUGGACCCCAGCUUUGCAGGCAAUGGGGGCCCCGACUGUGCUGCCUUCCUUUCUUGGCAGCAGCGGCUGCUGGAAAGUGUGGUGGUCCUCACCCUGGCUCUGUUGGAGAUCCUGGUGGCCCUGCGGCACAUCCUGAGGCAGACGAAGGAGGACGGUAGGGGUGGCCGUGGCUGCCAGCCAGAGCAGGUGACCCAGCGGCCAGAGGAAGGCAAGGAGAGCCUGAGCAAGAAUCUGCUCUUAGUAGCCCUGUGCCUGACCUUCGGGGUGGAGGUGGGCUUUAAGUUCGCCACCAAGACCGUCAUCUACCUGCUCAACCCCUGUCACCUGGUCACCAUGAUGCAUAUCUUUCUCCUGGCCUGCCCUCCAUGUCCUGGAGCUAUCGUCGUCUUCAAGCUGCAGAUGCACAUGUUGAAUGGAGCUCUUCUGGCCCUGCUGUUUCCUGUGGUAAAUACCCGGCUGCUCCCCUUUGAAUUGGAGAUUUACUACAUUCAGCAUGUUAUGCUCUACGUGGUGCCCAUCUACCUGCUAUGGAAAGGAGGUGCUUACACCCCAGAGCCCCUCAGCAGUUUCCAGUGGGCCCUUCUCUCAACUGGCCUCAUGUUCUUUUAUCACUUCAGCAUCUUGCAGAUCCUGGGCCUGGUCACCGAAGUGAAUUUGAACAACAUGCUGUGUCCGGCCAUCUCAGACCCAUUCUACGGCCCCUGGUAUCGCAUCUGGGCCUCGGGACACCAGACUCUCAUGACUAUGACCCACGGGAAGCUGGUCAUCCUGUUCUCAUACAUGGCUGGGCCCUUGUGUAAAUAUCUGCUGGAUUUGCUCCGGCUUCCAGCCAAGAAAAUAGACUGAAGGUGCUUGUGUUUUUUUUUUUUUUUUUUCUCCCUGAGGAAACAAGUCCUGACUUGACUUGGAGAACACCCAGUUCUUGAUGAAAUCAUGGGAGAGGGCAAUAGGAUGUUUGAUGUAUUUCAUUUUUCCUCUUCUCUGUCCCUUUCUUCCACCACUCUUCCUUCCCCAGCUCUUCCCACCAGGAUGUCUCUUGGAGCCUGGGGUGUAGUGCUGAGGGCUGGAUUCUUCCUCCUCCCCUUUGGCUCCUUCUCCCUGCUCCUAGUGGCCUUACAUGGGGAGAUGGUAGUCAGUGGCUUUCACUCUGCUUGUUGGUGCUUUAACAACAGCUGGUUGAGGAGAAAGGGAACAACAAGCAGUAGUUCUUUUGGCAUCGAAGUGUUGAGAUUGGGUUGUGUUUCAUUUCUCUACUGCCAGGGACCUCCAGGCUGAUUGCUAGGUCCCCUCUUGUCUCCAGCACAGCCCCCACUGUAAGGGGACUGAGGCCUUGUUUCUAUACCAGCGGCAAGCCUAGAGCCAAGGGAUUUCCCAGCUCAUGGCCAAAAUAGAACUGGCCAGAUUCUUCCCACUGGUGUCCCAUGACUCAAAGCAAGCAGCCAACCAGCCACUCCCUCCAGGAUGCUGCCUGCGGUGGGAGGUGGGGACACUACCCGGCCCUAGGGCUAGAUUCCAAUGAGGGGAUGGAGAGCUGUUGCAGUGGCAAUUCCAAAGUGAACAAGGUUCAAAUGCCCACAACUAAUACUAGGCAGGACCCUGGGUAGAUUCUGCCUAUGAGAGCUGAGAAUGGACCCAUAUCCCAAUCAGAAGUGAGCAUAGAAAUUAAUCAACAGAAGUGGUAACUUGAAAACUGUGAUUUGAAUCAUAUGCUCCAUUUGAGUUUAAUGUUGAUAAUAGAUGCCAUUUUAAUCUUGAGUGCCCCUUAGAUGUUCUCUCUCUCUCUCUUUUUUAAAGGCAGCUUCAGGGAAAGAUGAGCUGGAGUUGGGUUUUUUGCUUUUUGGUUUUUGUUUGUUUGCUCAUUUGUUUUUGAGUUUGGAGAAUCCUUGCAUCAGGUCAUGUCUCUGGAGGGGCUUCUGUCAAUCCAUUUUGUGGGUUUCCAGGAUAUGUCAGCAUCCUGGGUUUGGGAAGAUACAGAUCCUUCCAGUGUUGUUUCCCUAGGGCCAGAUGUCAUUAGUGCAGCCGGACUCAAUGCUUACUUGUUUAGUGUGGGGGGCAUCACAGGCUCUCUGCCCUGCCCACCCACAAAGCCCAUGUCUAGUUUGAAAGGGAGGUACCAAGGAAUCAGGUCCCCAUGGGUGGAGGUUCAAGUGCUCCAAAAGGAAGACCUUUUGUUGAAAGACUUGAGCUCACUCAUGCAUGGACCUCAAAAAGGGAAGCAGUGGCUGAGCAUUUGCUGACUCCUUGUUGGCUCUUAGUAAAAACAGAUUUGCUUAAGAACAGAAAAGAUGGUUCAGUGACUUCCUGAGAUGGGCCUCCCCUCUCCCACUCUAGGCAACCCAGUUGCCCUGUGCCAGUUCCAGUAUUUCAGGUUUUACUGUAUUAGACCUAGAUCGAGCUUCAGUGCCUCAGUGGUCACGAUUUUAGCAAAUGGACAUACAGGAAGCAGCAGAAUGCAGGAGAGUCUGUCAGAGCAAGGUGACGCCCAGGGAAGCCAGCAUGAGAGCCCUUUUGCAGAGGCCUGUUGGCAAUGAGGUGAUAAAUCCCCAGGGCAUGGGGGAGCAAGAGGGAGAACACCGAGUGCUCUUACUUCUCAUGAGCUCCUCGCGGCAUGUAACCUUCAUUGUCUGCCCUCUUUGAGAGCUUGGCCAAGUUUUUCUUAGUGCCUCUCACCCUAGGGUUGCCUUCCAGAAGAGGCACCUCUUGAGUGGCUGGAUUCGCCCUGCCCACCAUCAUGCUGCUGCGUGUAGGAAUGGCUGAUGAGGAAAUAUGAGGCCUCAAUGCCCCUUGUCCUCUUU
Molecule: messenger RNA, 3251 nt
Organism: Ceratotherium simum simum (southern white rhinoceros)
Lineage: Eukaryota; Metazoa; Chordata; Mammalia; Perissodactyla; Rhinocerotidae
Gene: TMEM164
Product: transmembrane protein 164
Source: RefSeq, a predicted model, not a curated record